AUGUCCAUCAUCGAUCUGACCCACUCACCAUCCCCUCCUCCGUCUCCUCCUGCCUCGUCCACGGCUACGGGCGUCGCAUCGUGGACCCUCGACGUGGCCACGCCCGUCCACGACCUCUUUCUCCACUUUGAUCGCCUCUUCUUCUCGGAUCGCCUGGCAGAGUCGGGCGUCUCGGUCGUCUGGUCCAAGCGUAUGACUCUCUGCGCAGGCCUCUGCGAGUGGCGAGGCCCGCUCGGUGGCUGCACCAUCAAGCUGUCGGAGAAGCUGCUGCAGUUCCGCUCUCGCGCCGAUCUGCUCUCCACCCUUCUUCACGAGAUGAUCCACGCCUAUCUCUUCCUCGACGCAUCGGUCUCUAAUCGUGAGGACCACGGGCCCAUCUUCUGCCAGCACAUGCGCCGCAUCAACGCCGCCACCGGCCUCUCCAUCACCGUCUACCACUCGGCCGCUGCGCCCGCAUCGUCAAGCGCUCCAUGA
This is a messenger RNA of Thecamonas trahens ATCC 50062, 474 nucleotides long. RefSeq lists its product as uncharacterized. Gene Ontology annotation, biological process: DNA damage response. Bases 1 to 474 code for a protein of 157 amino acids. The transcript is spliced from 2 exons. Gene Ontology annotation, cellular component: nucleus. The record is from RefSeq and is a predicted model, not a curated record. Gene Ontology annotation, molecular function: polyubiquitin modification-dependent protein binding; metalloendopeptidase activity; single-stranded DNA binding. NCBI's taxonomy places the organism in Eukaryota, Apusomonadida, Apusomonadidae.